AUGGAGGCACCCCCGAGUUCAGCGACGACCGCGCCCGUGGUGCCGUCAGCGUCCGCACCACUGCAUGAGAACGAACAGUCCCAGGUUGCGCUCGUCGGAGAACAGCCGUCGCAGCAAUCUGCGUCGACGGCCAAACGGAUAGCGGUGGCAGCCGAACCCCCCAGACAGGAAUUACAACCGUCAGCCGUUGUCCAGCAGCAAAUGAACCUUGCGACGCGAACUGCACCGCCGAAACAGGCACCCAAGAUCACCAGGGACCGCUACAACCAGCAAUCCCUCGGCGCAUCGCUAAAUUCUAAGGUCAAACGGUCUCGCGUGCUCAUGGUUGGAGCUGGCGGUAUCGGCUGCGAGCUCCUGAAGGACCUGGUCCUGAUGGGCUUCGGACAAAUCCACAUUGUCGACCUCGAUACAAUCGAUCUCUCGAACCUGAACCGUCAAUUUCUUUUCCGACAAGAACACAUCAAAAAAUCCAAAGCCCUCGUGGCUAAGGAGGCCGCCGAGCGGUUCAAUCCUAACGUGAAGAUUGUCGCCCACCACGCGAACAUCAAGGACGAUCAAUUCACCGUCACCUGGUUCCGCGAUUUUACUGUCGUUUUUAACGCACUGGAUAAUCUGGAAGCGCGCCGCCACGUGAACAAAAUGUGCCUGGCAGCCAACGUCCCGCUCAUCGAGAGUGGCACGACAGGGUUUAAUGGACAGACCCAAGUUAUUAAGAAGGGCAUCACAGCAUGCUAUGACUGCACGCCAAAAGAGACGCCCAAAUCCUUUCCCGUCUGCACGAUCCGAAGCACACCAAGCCAGCCAAUUCACUGUAUAGUAUGGGGUAAAAGCUAUCUGCUAAAUGAGAUAUUUGGUGCCAGUGAAGACCAGGCUGCUUUCGACCACUCUAAGGAUGCUGAGAAUGCCAAGGAAAUCGAGGAACUGAAGCGCGAGUCUGAGGCGCUCAAGAAGAUCAGAGCCGCCAUCGGCACACCCGAAUUCCCAAAGAUGCUUUUCGAUAAAGUUUUCAAUGCUGAUAUAAAGCGAUUGCGUUCUGUCCAAGACAUGUGGAAGUCCAGAACCCCUCCAGAGGCGCUGGAAUACGACAAGGUCCUAAGCGAAGCUAGCGAUGCAAUUGUAUCAAGAGCCUCUGUGCUUGCUGAUGACCAAAAGACUUGGUCCUUGCAAGAAAGUUUGGCUGUCUUCAACGACAGUCUAGAGCGGUUGAGCAAGCGCGUGCUUGAGCUCAACCAGGCUAAAGGGCCGUCCGACCCUGAACCCAUCAUCACGUUCGAUAAGGAUGAUAUUGACACCCUAGACUUCGUCACAGCCAGCGCAAACAUUCGCUCAACGGUGUUUGGAAUCGAGAGCAAAUCCAGAUUUGACGUGAAACAAAUGGCUGGCAACAUUAUUCCUGCCAUUGCCACCACCAACGCCAUCGUCGCCGGGCUUUGUGUGCUGGAGUCAUUCAAGGUGUUGAAGGGAGAAUACGACCAGGCAAAGGAGGUCUUCUUGACGCCCUUUGCUCCUGCACGGCUUCUGGCGCCAGAUAAGUCACGCAAACCAAAUCCCGAUUGUCCAGUCUGUGGCGUCUUCAACGCUAGUAUAGUUGUUGACCUCUCGCGAGCGACGCUGAGCGAUAUUGUCGAAGGCUUUCUCAAGGAGAAUCUUGGUCUGGGCGACCGUGAAUUUUCUGUCAACAAUGAUGUUGGUAUUCUUUACGAUUUUGAUGAGACGAAUAACCUGCCCAAGAAGCUUACAGAGCUGGGAGUCCGCAAUGGAAGCUUUCUAACCAUCAUGGACGAUUCUGAUGAGGACACGUUGGUAAAUAUUGUUCUUGAUAUUGAAGAAGGGACACUGGAAGCGACGGAGAAGCCUUACAAGGCUGUUGGGGAGGACAAGUAUAACAUUGCCCGGAAGCCGAAGGCUACUCCACCCGAGACGAAUGGCAUCAGCCAAAGCAACGGCACUGUCAAGGUCGAAGUCACCAAGGGCGUGAAGCGCUCGAUCGACGAUGGUGAGCAGCAGCCUCUGAAGAAGGCUAGGAUUGAGCAAGAUGAAGUCGUACUGGUAGAAGAUGCCGGUGGCGCAAUUGUCAUUGAUGACUGA
Molecule: messenger RNA, 2088 nt
Organism: Cordyceps fumosorosea ARSEF 2679
Lineage: Eukaryota; Fungi; Ascomycota; Sordariomycetes; Hypocreales; Cordycipitaceae
Product: Molybdenum cofactor biosynthesis, MoeB
Exons: 5
Coding region: 1-2088 (695 amino acids)
Biological process (GO): protein sumoylation
Cellular component (GO): SUMO activating enzyme complex; cytoplasm
Molecular function (GO): SUMO activating enzyme activity
Source: RefSeq, a predicted model, not a curated record